GAUACACUUCCGGUUCCGGUUUAGCGCUGCUCAAAACGGCUUCGUCUGUAAACACGUAAAAUCAUUUCAGAGGGAGUUUGCUCCGAGUCCUUGUUUACUAUUAUGCAAAGACCACAUUUCCGACACCCAGCAAAUUCAGCUGGACCACCCCCGAGGCCAGGAGGAUUCCGGAGUCCGCCGCCAGGUUUCAUAGGUGGACAAGGUGGCAUGUGCUCUCCCCCAUGGGCGUUUGCAGGUGCCCCACCGUCGCCAUUUGGACCGCGAUUUGGACAAUAUUGUGGUUCUCCAAAUACGCCUCCGAGAGAUUUUAGAGGUAGUAGCACUAACGAUAGUUUUAACCGCAGCAGUGGAAGUGGUGGCAAAACAAGGCCGUAUGGUGCUUCUCCAGGCCAGCACACACCGCGUAGACAGUAUGAGAACCAUCGCGGUUUUUCGCCCAGACACUCGCCGUUUCAGUCACCGAGUCCAAGGCACAGCGGAUAUCAGGGCUCACCCCGGAGUUCCACACCGUUCAGGUCACCGCAUGGCAGGGAAAGGGUGGCAGAUAAUGUGGAAAAGUAUUACAGACCGUCAAUGCUACAAGACCCUUGGGCUAAUCUCCAGCCAGUGUCCGUAACAGAUGUACAGCAAAAAUGCGGUACACCGAAAGUAACAGGCAGGCAAGGCAGAUACUACAACUAGAACUUUAUGGACUUCAAACAUCGGUGACCGAUUCUAUAUCUUUUUUUUACAUUGGAUGACAACCAUGCAGCCUGACUUGCGUGUUCUCAUUGUCAGAAUUGAGAACGUGUAGCGGCUUACAUGUUUGAUGCUUUGGACAUAACGGAGGACUUGAUGUCAAGAUUUUACCAGCGUCACGGGAAGUUGACUUGUUAUUACCCAGACCCAGCACUGCCUUCUGGUGUUUAAGAUUGAUACUAGGGAACUUUUGACUUGUCAGUGGCUCAGCCGUUGAUAGUUGGACGCGCAGCUUGUGUCUCGUAUGCAAGUCAAACUUCAUUUUCCGCAUCUCAUGAGUUGUGAGGCUAUCUGCAAGUCUUAAUUUGCAGAUUUAGUGUUUGGCGUUUGAUUUAAUUGUUAAUCACUGAUCUGUUUUUUUUCUGUUUUUAUUUUUUUUUACAAAAAUACAUUAUGCAUACAAUUAAGAUGUAUGGAGUCGGAAUAUGGAUAAACCAACACAUUGAGGAAAAGUUGCAUUACCAGCAAGACAACUUUGUUGAACAAAGUUUUUUUUAUAUAUAUAUUUUUAAGUCCUUUAAUAUACGAAGCCAUAUGCAAUACAAUUGAUUCAACUCAGGACUUUCUAAUGUCGGGUCUUAAAUAUUUUAAAGCUCAGUUGUACUUGUGUAGUCAAUGUUUAUUGUUAGUUUGAAUUAGUGAAAGGUCCUUCUGUUGGAUGUAUGAGGAAAGCAAAAUCCUAAUGUCAUAUAUCUUGGCCUAAACUCGGGGAUGGUAUCAUGACACCAGUUUUUAAACUCCAAUGUACUUUAUAUGUAUAUAAAUACAUAAAAUCCAGAGAUU
Molecule: messenger RNA, 1521 nt
Organism: Alosa alosa (allis shad)
Lineage: Eukaryota; Metazoa; Chordata; Actinopteri; Clupeiformes; Clupeidae
Product: M-phase specific PLK1 interacting protein
Exons: 2
Coding region: 103-681 (192 amino acids)
Cellular component (GO): centrosome; nucleus; midbody
Source: RefSeq, a predicted model, not a curated record